CUAUAUUGACGUCUACAAUUAGCAAUGAUAUGUCGGCUCACUCGGCUGGUUUAGAUAUUUAUCAAAUUCAAACUGAUAAAACUCAAUUCUAAAUCAAUUUCAAACUCCAAAAUAAUUCAACCAAAUAUUUUAGAGAGAGAAAAAACGAAAAGAGUCCAAAACAAUGGCCCGAAGAAAUGGUGUUUUGCUACCUAUUGUUGCCCUUGUUCUUGGUCUACUCGCAAUUGGUCUUAGUUUUAUUGCUUAUUCCAAAAGGAUUAAGGUUGGAGACGUUUCCAACGUUAACGGGGUAUGCAGGUAUCCAAGCAGUCCAGCGUUUGCCAUAGGCAUAAUUGCUGCAUUAGUUCUUCUUAUUGAGCAAAUAACAAUUAGUGUUGGUAUGAGAUGCUUUUGCUGUUGUGGAAUACGCUGUUCUUCAAAGUGUGGUGCUAUUAUCUCAAUUAUCCUCUUCAUUUUCUCCUGGUUUGCCUUUGUCAUAGCAUUCAUAGGAUUGAUUUAUACUGCAAUGCUAAACAACCGCAAAUAUCUAGUACAAAAUCAUUCUGAAAACAAUAUUGACAGUAGCAUUUUAGAGGGUGGCAUUUGCUACAUUGGCAAGGAGAAUUUGUUUUUAGGGGAUGCAGUUUGGUGCAUAUUCAGCAUUGUUUCGGGUCUCUUCGCGUACAGUUUCCGGGUUUGUGCUACUCGUAACAGAAACAACAAUGAUAAUUACCAAGCUGGUUAUGGUAAUAAUAAUGCUGCUAAUUAUGGACAAACUGGUGUUGCUAUGGGACAACCUCCUCAUUCUCAUUUAUCAAAGGACAAAGUAUAAUGUAUAUUGUACUUAGUUUGAAGUUUAAAUAGUACGAGGUACAAUAGACUGUAUGUGACUAUUAUUUUCGAGCGAAGGUUAAUAUUUGGUAUAUAUGUGUAACACUGUAACAUACAAUUGUGACACACUUAAUUAUGAGGAGCUAUACACAUGCAUGAAGUACAUUGAUUUUUGUAA
This is a messenger RNA of Spinacia oleracea (spinach), 988 nucleotides long. Its product is annotated as protein VASCULATURE COMPLEXITY AND CONNECTIVITY. Bases 164 to 811 code for a protein of 215 amino acids. NCBI's taxonomy places the organism in Eukaryota, Viridiplantae, Streptophyta, Magnoliopsida, Caryophyllales, Amaranthaceae. The record is from RefSeq and is a predicted model, not a curated record. The transcript is spliced from 3 exons.